AAACAAAAUCUUGAACCAAAAAUUUGGCAUGAUUCUUUUGAUAGACCUGAAGGAAGAUUAAAUAUGUAUUGUCAAAAUGAAGCUCUGGCGGUUCCAUACGUUAGUCCAAUGUUGGCCGAUAGUUUGGGCGAUUUGCCUCCCUUAUAUUUGGUAGCAGGAGAUGGUGAAAUAUUACGCGAUGAAUCAAUUUACCUUGCUCAUAGAUGUAAUGAACCAACUAAAUACAAAGGUCCGCAUUAUAAUGCUGGUAAAUUUGAAAAAUCUCCGUUCCAAACUCCAACAAAUAUUACUUUCGAUUUAUAUGAAGAAAUGCCUCACGUAUUUCAGUUGUUUGACUCCCACAUUUGUUCUGUAAUGUCAGUUAAACGUACAAUCGAAUUCAUCAAUAGAGUGGUAGACACUAAUGAACCGCUUCCUCCCUCAUCUUUCAAUCGUAUAAAUUGUAAAGGAGAAAUCAAUCCAUUAAACGAAAAUGAUAAGAAAGUUCUUCAAUGGAAAAACAUUGGUAUUUUACCAAGUUUUGAACAUAAAGUAACCGAAGUUACUUCAAAUGGAUU
Funneliformis mosseae is the source of this 557-nucleotide messenger RNA. Lineage: Eukaryota; Fungi; Glomeromycota; Glomeromycetes; Glomerales; Glomeraceae. The record is from the annotation of a GenBank genome assembly.